GUAUGACCCGGAGACGACCUUGCGUUCUGCGUCUCUCCGAACGAGCGAUGUCUGGCCGCGCGCUGUUCGCCUGUGAGCGGCGUAGUGUCUUGCCUCGCGGCAUUCUGCCUGUACCAUACAGCGGCGAUUGGUCGCUCCUCUUCGUCACCAUGUUAAUACUUACUAGUCAGAAGGAUCGUUCUGUCAUCGACCGAAUCGGUACGGCUCUACGAGUUGCUCAGGAAGGAGCUUUUAGCCCUACGCUUACCGAAUCACCCGAACCCCCGACCUCACCGAGCCAUCUGAAACGCCAGGCGGCGGCUAUCGAGACCGCCAACAACUACAAGAAGGUCCGCUUUGAAGCCGAGACCGAGGACGAUCUUUCUGACUCGGAUAGCAGCUCGCUGCAAUGCGCUACUGAAGAGACUACAAGCACCGGCUCUGUCAGCCCGCAUCUCAAUUCUGCCAGUUCUGUUUGUCUCGAUGACGUAUUCUGUUCGGUACCUGGCCGAUUGUCGCUGCUCAGCAGCACAUGCAAGUACAAGGUUACUCUCGCUGAGAUACAAAGAAGACUCUCUCCGCCAGAAAACUUGAAUGCCUCAAUCCUUGGAGGAAUUCUGAGAAGGGCAAAGUCGAAGAAUGGUGGUAAAGAGCUUAGGGACAUGCUCGAUAAGAUGGGCCUUAGUCUCCCAGUGGGUCGCCGCAAGUCAGCAACCGUCACGCUACUCACCUCACUCGUUGAAGGAGAAGCCACACAUUUAGCCAGGGACUUUGCAUUCAUCACAGAAACAGAGUUUCCCGCGGCUAGUUUGGCUGCUCAUGUCACUGAACAACAUCGAAACAAUAACGAGAAUUUACAAAAACGCAAAGAAUGUUUGAUAAAUGCUGUGCAGAUUUUGCAAGAGUUCAUCGACCUGCUGAGCUGCUCGUCCUCCACGGAGGCUGCCGCUCCCGAGACCGUACAGGCCGACCUUCGGCACUUCAGCCUGUGCACACAUGGAUUCGGUGCUCCGGCCAUGAUUGCUUCGAUGCAAGCUUGCCUUAAAUAUGUAAAAGCAUCAAUGGAGAAUCUCUCACCAAUAAAUAUGGUCCCGACAUUGGAUUCGGAUGAAAUCGACUUUGCCGCAUUAUAUCAAAAAAUGCAAAUGAAGGGUGUUAAUUCAAGUGUUAUCAGGAGCGUUCUCAAUACUCCGGCUAUGUUUAACAUUCCUCAGUAGUAGUAGAAUCGUAAUUCACAUAAUUUUUGCAGCAUAUGAAAAUCCUCACCAAUUUGUUUUGUGUGUUGUUUACGUAUUAAUAAUCAUUUUUCAAUGAGGUGCUCCUCCCUCAAAAUAUGUUGUUCCUAUCUAAUCCGCGUUUUUUUGCUUGGAUUUGUUUUUUUAUUUUUUGAGUUUUUCUGAGUCGCUUCUUUGAAGUUCACUUCCAUUUAUCACAUAUUGCGCUAAUAAUAUCGGACCAGUUAACUCUACGAUUGUGGCCUCACAUAUCCCCAUAUUCGAUGCCCGAGGGCAUCUUCACUUUUUUCGCAGCAUCUCUCUCCCUCUUGAAGUUAUUUUAAUGUCUCUUACUGUUUUUGGAGUGCAAUGAGUGGUAACCUGUGGCGAAGAAACUGCCGCCGCGUUUUCGUGUCGUGACCAUAGAAUAGCUUUUUCUCGCGUCCUCUGCACUUUAGUUCCCCUACUGUUCCGCUCUAUUUAGUUGUUUCUGUUCCUAUUCUUGUGAUACCCUAAUCACUCAGUGUCAAGUGUUUUCAUACAGGAGUUUCAGACUCUUCUCAUUGCAUAACUCUCUCUCCCCACAGUAUCCACUAUCAUUUCCUCUUCUUUAUCUUUUUUUUUCUAUAAGAGUUUAAGUCAUUUCUAUCGUUAUUAGUGUUAAUUGUACUACAUCAUUGAUAUGUGCAUAGAUUAUUUCACUUGCAACCGCCUGUCAUCUAAUUCACUUUAAAAUAGUGUGUUUACGGGAAUUCGACGUGUUUAGUGUCACUUUUCUGCCUUCGGACAUGUUAUUACGUGUUGAGCGAUCUUGAUUAGUUCCAAUCGUCACUUCCUUGUUCAUAAAGACCAUCUUUUUAUAAUUAAAUUCUUGUAAUCUCUCCACCCCUCAGUGUUGGCACUAAAGCUUUUCGA
Molecule: messenger RNA, 2108 nt
Organism: Cylicocyclus nassatus
Lineage: Eukaryota; Metazoa; Nematoda; Chromadorea; Rhabditida; Strongylidae
Source: the annotation of a GenBank genome assembly